Messenger RNA from Neurospora tetraspora, 1653 nucleotides. RefSeq lists its product as uncharacterized. The record is from RefSeq and is a predicted model, not a curated record. The coding region runs from base 1 to 1653 and encodes 550 amino acids. The transcript is spliced from 3 exons. Lineage: Eukaryota; Fungi; Ascomycota; Sordariomycetes; Sordariales; Sordariaceae.
AUGUCUCCCAACGACUCCAUGCCGAAGCUAGGGCACCAAAACAACGAUACCGCACACGUGCAGCUGCCUCAACCCGUCAUCACAAAAUUGGGAUGUCAGUCUACCACCCCAGGUCGCAAACACAAACUCAACGCAUACGCCUUCCAGCAGGACGCUAUAGUCACCUUCAAGGGCCACCAGUACGCAACAUACUGGUCCAACGCCGGGCCAGACGAUGGCGACGCUCUGUAUCUUUGCGUGGCCAGGAGACAGUUACGGCCCCGUUCCGACGCGCCUGUCCUAGACAACGAAGACGAAGUCAGGGCAGAAUCGGCCUACGAGUGGGAAGUCCUCGAGCUUCGUGACUACAAGCAAACCGAUGACGAUGGUCAUAACACCAUUUCGCUUGGAAUCUGCCCCGGUGACGGAACGAUCCACCUCGCAUUCGAUCAUCACUGUGACAUCCUUCGAUACCGCUACUCAAGGCGGGACGUAGCCACUCAACCCUGUACCGUCAGUUGGCGUCCAGACAUCUUCUCGGUCACUCUUGACUACCUCCCGGGAAUCCCAUCCACCCACAAGCCCCUCCGCGACGUGACAUACCCCCGAUUCGGCUUCCUCGGCGAGGACAUGUUCUUCUCCCACCGUGACGGCAAGGCUGGACUCGGCAACGACCAUCUUUACACCUAUAAUGGCAAAAACGGUCGCUACAAGUACAUCGGCCCCUACCUGACAGGGAUUCAGAGCAAUCCAUACGUCAACGGGAUGACCUCCCGUGACGGGGUCCUCCACGUCACUUGGGUAUAUCGAGGCUUUGUGGAUUAUCCGGGGUGGGACGAUCCGCUCGAUACCAAACACAAGCAGCAGGCGGGACCAAACGGGGCCGAAAACAACCAUAACAUUUGUUAUGCGUAUAGCGACGCCGGUGGAUACGCAUGGAGAAACGGCCGGGGUGAAGUGAUUGCCGACUUGAGGGAUCCUGCCAAGUUUCCCAUCGACGUACGGGGGAAAGGGCGCACCAUGACAAAUGACUGCAAUGGGAUCGUUGUCUUUGACGUACCCAAGGGCAAGGGCCUGAUGAACCAAGAGGCACAAGCAGUUGACCAAGAAGGGGGUGUACACGUCUUGAACAGAGAUAUGAUGAAUGAAGGGGGGACGUACCUGUGGAAACAUUAUUACCGGUCGUCAGAUGGGACGUGGACGCAGCGGGCACUGCAAGUCAUCACCGAAGGCAGCAAACGUGGUCAAGUAGCCAUCAGCAAAACCGGCGAUUUAUACGCAAUCCUUCCAGACUCGACCACGAAGAGCAUGCGGAUCCUGAGGGCCACCAAAGCUGGUGGAUACGCCGAUUACCGACAAGUUUGGAAAGGAGACGGCCUUGGCGGCGAACCGCUGGUAGACUCAGCCAGGCUGGAGUAUGACAACGUUCUGUCAGUCUUUGCUCGCAACGAUCCCGUCGACCCGGCUGAGCAUCCGGCGGAGGGUCAAGCUGUCGCCAUCCUUGACUUUGAGCUGCCCAUGGAAGACAAGGAUCCCAAGGCGGACGAAGAUUCCAUGAGAGACACAAGUGAUCCAAGUGACGUCGAUGGUCAGCCCAUCUCUCAAGCGCCUAAGAAGCGAAGACUGGCAAGAAAACAAGCAUCUGGAACGGCCCUUGCCGAGGUUUCGGAAUAA